Pipistrellus kuhlii (Kuhl's pipistrelle) is the source of this 1417-nucleotide messenger RNA. It is a transcript of the gene ZNF524, whose product is annotated as zinc finger protein 524. Gene Ontology annotation, cellular component: nucleus. The record is from RefSeq and is a predicted model, not a curated record. NCBI's taxonomy places the organism in Eukaryota, Metazoa, Chordata, Mammalia, Chiroptera, Vespertilionidae. The transcript is spliced from 2 exons. The coding region runs from base 169 to 1164 and encodes 331 amino acids.
CGGCGCGCACGGGCCCGGUGUGCAGCCCGGCCCCGCCUGCGCCACGUGUCGGGUGCAUCGGGGGGAACGAGGCCCCGGUCCGCCGGGCGCGGUGCGGAGGGAGGGGGAGCCGAGCGCGGGCCCCUCUGGCCCUGCGCCCGCGGGAGGCGCUGAAGCGGGCCAGGCGCCAUGUUAGUUGCGGGAAGGAGCAGCCAUCUUCCCGCUCCUCAUCCUCCGGGUCCCCGCGUCUCACGGGGCCCCGGGCCGGGCCGUGUGCGGGCGGGGAGGGUCUCUACCUGGCUGCCCUGUCCCGGCUCCGGUGCCCAGACCCAGGUCCUCCUCUGCUCCAUGGACACCCCCAGCCCAGACCCGUUGCCUUCGCCUUUGCCCGGGGAGGAAGAGAAACCUCUGGCCUUACCACCUUCCGUCCCCCGGGACUGCCCGGGGGAGCGCCCCAGAGGGCCCGCCUCCUCCAAUCAGAGGCUCAAGGCCUGCCCCCCUCGCAAGCGGGGCCGCCCCCCCAAGUCAGGGCAGGAGCCCCCGCUGGCGCCCGGGGUGACCGCCCCCGCGGCGGCGGCGGCGGCGGCGGGCGAUGGCAGCGGCCUGCUGCUGAUCGACGAUCAGGGGGUGCCCUACACCGUCUCCGAGGGGGCCGUGGCCGACGGCCCCGUGGGCUCGGGCCCCAGGAAGACCCCGCACUUCUGCCCCGUGUGCCUGCGGGCCUUCCCCUACCUCUCGGACCUGGAGCGCCACAGCAUCUCGCACUCGGAGCUGAAGCCGCACGAGUGCAAGGACUGCGGCAAGACCUUCAAGCGCUCCAGCCACCUGCGGCGCCACUGCAACAUCCACACCGGCCUGCGGCCCUUCCGCUGCCAGCUGUGCCCCCGCCGCUUCCGCGAGGCGGGCGAGCUGGCGCACCACCACCGCGUGCACUCCGGGGAGCGGCCCUACCAGUGCCCCAUCUGCCGCAUGCGCUUCACAGAGGCCAACUCGCUCCGGCGCCAUGCCAGGCGCAAGCACCCCGAGACCAUGGGGCCCCCCGCGUCUCCCCCAGAACUGGGGCCUGAGCUAUCGUGGGACCAUGAGGGCAUCCUGGCCACAGAAAGGGCCGAGGUGGAGGAAGAGGAAGAGGAGGAGGAGGAGGAGGAGGAGAAAGAGGGGCCGGAGGGAAAGGAGCUGGCCUGACCCGCACCCCCCUCCAGGGUUAGUGCUGGGGGUCCAGCCGGUGCUGCGCCUGGGCAGUGGGCCCGCACACCCGCCCGUCUGGUGCCAUUCUUAUUGCGGGAGGGGGUUGCGAGUGAGGACCUCAACUUCCGGUGGGCCCUGCCGCCUCCGGCUGCCUUCUCCCGGACUUGCAGGCCUGUGGACGCAGGGGCCACAGAAAUAAACGGCUGCCCCUGGCUCCCCCUGUGUGUUCAGUGAUGCUGCGAGGCCCGGC